CAAAACCCACACCAGUAAAAUCAGUCUGUAUAUGCAGUAAAGCAUGCUUGUUAUACUCACUGUGGAACCUAAGGGGUUAAACCUCUGCACUGUGUUUUAUCCUGUCCUCUCUGAUCCUCCCCUUCUUCCAAUGUCCCCCUCUUAUCUCCUGAUAAGACAUUGUGUAGAGUCACUCUGCACAUGCUCAGUUUGGUGUGUAUUGCUAAAGAGGUUUUUUUUUUUUUCUUGGAAUAGUGCAUGUGAUCAGCACAGGGCCAAUCAGCACUGUCCAGAGGUCAGGAGUAGUGUAUCCUCCUAGAACAAAAUAAAAAAACUCCUUCUACAAGCUUUAACUACCAAGUCAUAAGACUGCUCUAGCUGCUGAUGAGAAAAGAUAUUUAGCAGUUUAUAUUUACUAAAAUAAUUGCAUUUCCAUGUUCUGUGUACUGCCAAGCAGCUUGGUGAA
Staurois parvus is the source of this 445-nucleotide messenger RNA. Lineage: Eukaryota; Metazoa; Chordata; Amphibia; Anura; Ranidae. The record is from the annotation of a GenBank genome assembly.